AUGACGCUCUGCUGCGGCGGCGCCGCCAGCCUCGUCACCAUCGGCGGCGGCGGCGCCACCUCGUACCGUCUACUGUCACUACCCGCCCCCGGACGCCUCGGGCGAGGCACCGGGUGGCUCCUCCCCUCUCCUCUCUCCGCCUCCGGGGCUCUCCGCGCCGCCCAGGCCAGUAGCGCGGAUCCGAGCAGUGGCAGCGGGGCCGAUAGGAAGAAGCCGAGAGAAGGGCGGCACCAGAUUGAGAGAGGGGAGGAGCAGUGCGAGGUGGACGUGGUGUCCUGGCGGGAGAGGAGGAUCAAGGCGCGCGUUCCCGUCGCCGCUGACGUCGAGUCAGUCUGGAGCGUGCUCACCGACUACGAGAGGCUCGCGAACUUCAUCCCCAAUCUCAUCUACAGGUCGGUUGGUUUCUUUCUCAGUUUGAUUCGAGUCCUAUUGCUCGUCGAAAGGUUUAUUUCGAUUUUGUUCUGAAUCCUCGAUGCUUUCUGUAUUGCAGUAGAACAAUCCCUUGCCCGGACCAGGGGAGGGUGUGGUUGGAGCAGAGGGGAUUGCAACGGGCUCUCUACUGGUACAUCGAAGCUCGGGUUAUCCUGGAACUGCGAGAACUCCCUACUUCGGUGCGCUCUUCGAGUUUCCAAGCAUUAUUAUGUAGCUCUAACCGUGAUCAAGGGAACUCUGCACCCACUCUGGAUCCAUUAUGGAGCGGGCGAUUUCCGGGUGUUAUUUUCUCGGAUCAGCCGCUUCACCUUGCUUUGAGAUUCAAAGCACUUUUUUCUUCGGGUGGCAGAGCUAUUUCGAUCUCCUUGUUCUAGAUAAACCCCAACCCCUUCAUGCUAGCUCUUAUGUCUCGCUGUGCGUUCGAAGCAAUGGCCAUUUUCCCUCUCGGAUUCUUGACAUGAUUUAUCCUGGAGCUUUCUUCAUUUGUUGACCUAUUGCAUCGAUUGUCUCCGAUGUAGUCCUGUUCGUCGACAAUUCGUCGGGUACUCUCUCAUUUCAUGUAGUUUUUCUUCUACACUGUCGUGAAAGAUUCCAUUUGAUCCUCUCAUGCACCAGGGCGAUGGCCGUGAACUUCUCUUCGCUAUGGUUGAUGGAGACUUCAAGAAGUUUGAAGGGAAAUGGUCCGUCAAAGCUGGCCCCAGGUAGGGACUUGCUAGAGACCUUCCUGACUCAUUGACAGUCAUACUAUGCUGGUCUCCUUUGGCUGCUGAGAUGAGUGCAUGCCAUGAAUGACCCGUUUACUUCUUACAGUGAACGCCAUCAGCCCUUUCCGUGAUGCAUUGUUUAUAACUGUUUCUAAGGAUCAUCACCGUUAUUUGGAUCUUGAGUUUCGAUUAAAAUUUUAAAUUUCCGUAGCAGCAUUUGCUUAAACUCAAGAAUUUGGGUCUGGAGGAAAUCCAACCCCAGGAAGAAGCAUUGAGUUCAGCUUACCGCCAUUUGCUGUGUACUCUAGUCUCAUCAUCCGUGCAUCAAAUUAUAAACAGCAACGAUGCACCUUCAUUUUCAUAUGUUCCGAUUUUUUAUUCAUUGCCCAAAUGCGGUUGAGACCAUGGAAAUAAUAGUUUACGUUAUGUUCGCCUUCCCCCCCCCCUCCUCAAAGGUUUACAGCUUACUCGUGUUCUUGCUAACUCAUCAGGUCUUCAACCGCAACUUUAUUUUAUGAAGUGAAUGUCAUACCGCGAUUCAAUUUUCCGGCCAUUUUUAUCGAGAGGAUCAUAAGAUCUGAUCUUCCUGUGAAUCUGCAAGCCUUGGCCUGGAGAGCUGAGAGAAAAUUUGAAGGAUCCCAAAAGAAACAUCUCUCUGAGGGCACCAGUCCUUCAUGCGGCGGUCUUCAGGCAGGAAGCCUCCUCUCCCAUGAAUCAGAGGAGAACUACCUUGGACCUACCUUCAGCACCGCAGCCAAGUCACCUCCCAGUGAGCUGACCAGCAACUUGGGGGGGUUUGGAAAAGCCUGCAGUCUCAAUAGGCCUUGCACAGUAGAUGAAGUUCAUCUUCGUAAAUUUAAUGGCCUAUUGGUAACUCAUUGAUUCUGGUAGUCCCUGACAUUCUUUCUUGCGCAGAAAAAACGUCUUAAUCUUAGUCCUCUGAUAACAUGGUUUCUCUGAAGGAAAAUGGUGGAGCUCAUCGAUGCGUCGUGGCUAGUAUCACCGUCAAGGCGCCUGUUCGUGAAGUAUGGAAUGUCUUGACUGCAUACGAGUCGCUACCUGAGUAUGCAUCCUUUAACCCCCAUUUAUUAGCCAAGCUCCUGCCAUUGCUCACAUGACAGCCGUUGACUUCGUUCUAGUGAUCAUGAGACUUUUUCUCAAUAGUUUUGUGCGUAUUAUUCAUGUUAAAUCUCCAAAGAAAGUAGGAUAUGAUGGGCCCAUAGAUAAGUGGUCAAUUUUUUCGCAUGUAUGUUUCUACAUCAUCUCAAUGGAACCUGAAAAGCCCACCAUUUUUACCAACCCCCAAGUUUCUUUUAAUUAUUAAAUGAUUUACUCUGCUUUAUUAUUAUAUCUCGCUGAGUUAAUUGGACAAGCAACCUGGUGGUGCAUCCCAAAAUCUCUAUGCACGGCAUCUUCUUGGUUUGUUGAUAUCAUAUCAUGACCCAGUAGUUGUUCUGCACCCUCUCUCUCUCUCUCUCUCUCUCUCUCUCUAGAGUUUUUUUUUCACAGUUAUUUUUUUCCGCAGGAUUGUUCCAAAUUUGGCGAUCAGCAAAAUUUUGCUGCGAGAAAAUAACAAAGUUCGCAUUCUUCAGGUACUUUGUGUGCUCCUAUGUUGCUGUAUAAAGAGAAUUUAGGAAGCCUAUGAUUUGGUCUGAUGAUCCAUAUACACACACAUACACACUCACAAGCUGACACAAAAUUUCUGUGAAAUUAUUUUUUUCACCCACGAUAAUAAUAUUUUUUAUGAAAAUAGAAAUAUGGAAUGUCCAAAUGCCACUGUCAACGCCAGAAAGAAAUGAUUAAAAAAUAUUAAAAAAAGAUUAAAUCCCCUGAAACUCUAGGGAUGCUUUGACCAAUUCCUACGCCAGCUGCAUGCCAGUGGAAUCCCACAUGCUGUUCCAUCUUUUCAUGCGAAUUGCUUUGUAUCCAAGCCCCAGCGUGCUCAUCCAAACGCGGGCUUGUGAUAUUCUUAUGGUUUUCGAUGUGGAUGGGCCGAGAAGAUGAUGCUGAUUUGGGUCUUUGACUUUCAGGAAGGGUGCAAAGGACUGCUUUACAUGGUGCUCCAUGCCCGUGUUAUACUGGAUCUUUGUGAGACCCUUGAGGAAGAAGUCAGCUUCGAGCAAGUUGAAGGAGACUUUGACUCCUUUCGUGGAAAAUGGCUUCUGGAGCAGCUCGGAAACGACCAUACGCUGCUCAAGUACUCUGUGGAGUCAAAGCUGCGCAGAGACUCAUUCCUCUCAGACGCCAUUCUAGAAGAGGUACAGGGAAACCCACCCCCAUGGCUAAUUUGGCAGCUGACUUGGCUGUCCCUCUCUGCAUGUACUCAGAUGUCGGAGAUUUUUUCUUUUCUUAACUGCCAUUUCAGGUUAUCUACGAGGAUCUACCUGCAAAUCUGUGUGCUAUUCGGGACUACGUCGAGAAGAGGGUCAACGUCGGACAAAAGAACAGCGCACAUCUCAGCUCCACGGAUUACCCGAACAGGCCAACUCUCUCUUCUGCGUCUGCAACGGACGCCGAAGGUAGGAAGCCCGAGGAAGCCGCCGCCGCCACCGCCGGCGGCGGCGAGGAUCCCCCGAGGCAGAGGCCCAAAGUGCCGGGCCUGCAGAGGGACGCCGAGAUCCUCAAAGCGGAGCUCCUCUCCUUCAUCGCGCAGCACGGGCAGGAGGGUUUCAUGCCGAUGCGGAAGCAGCUGCGGCUCCACGGGAGGGUCGACAUCGAGAAGGCGAUCACCCGCAUGGGAGGAUUCAGAAAAAUCGCCACCCUGAUGAACCUCUCCCUCGCCUACAAGCUCCGCAAGCCCAAGGGCUAUUGGGACGACCUCGAAAACCUCCGCGAAGAGGUAAAAGUAUCCCAUCAACAGAUAAUACAAUCCCUCUCUCCCUCUCUCUCUCUCUAUAUAUAUGUACAUAUCCCUCUCUUCCUCUCUCCCUCUCUCCCUCUCUAUCUCUAUCUCUCUCUCUCUCUCUCUCGAUUCCUCGGAUUAAUAAUCGUACGUUCCUCUUGCAGAUCAGCCGUUUCCAGAGGAGCUGGGGAAUGGACCCCGCUUUCAUGCCCAGUAGAAAAUCUUUUGAACGCGCAGGUACUGAUUGCUGUCUUCAUCAAAACUCCUCUCUCUCUCUCUCUCGCGCUCUCUCUCUCUCUCUCUCUCUCUCUCUCUCUCAGAGUUGAAGCCUCUUGUCUCGUAGGACGUUACGACAUCGCCAGGGCGUUGGAGAAGUGGGGAGGGUUGCAGGAGGUCUCUCGGCUGCUGUCGCUGGAGCUGAGGAACCCCCGCCGACUGCCGGACCCGUCAGCGGAGAGGAGUCGCGGCGCCGCCGCGGCGUCGGAGGAAGCCGAUCGCCAGGAGAAUGCGGGCCGGCCCUUCGUCUCCCAGGACACCCAGAAGUGGCUCAUGAAGCUUAAGGAGCUAGACAUCAACUGGGUGGAAUGA
Spirodela intermedia is the source of this 4566-nucleotide messenger RNA. Lineage: Eukaryota; Viridiplantae; Streptophyta; Magnoliopsida; Alismatales; Araceae. The record is from the annotation of a GenBank genome assembly.